AUGCUCUCCACUCGCCUCAUCUUCCUGAUGGCUCUCCUCAUGGUCCUGAUGGCUGAGCUGACCUCCAGUGCCAGGACCACACGCAAACCUCAAAGCAGCAAGAAGCCUCCACGAGCUGGGAGCAGUGGUGGAGGUGGGGGUGGCGGUUUUGGACGAACCACCACCUCCCCAUCCAGCAGCCAGCACACGGAGGAGAUCACUGAGGUUAUGAUUGACACUUACUCCCUGUCCUCAACAGACAGCACCACCUACUCUAAUGAAGCUUACUCCACCGAGUUCCACACAGAAGCCAUAGUUCCUCUGGGGAACGCCGACGGAAACUACACCCUCGACUACAAUGAAUGCUUCUUCAACUUCUGUGAGUGCUGUCCGCCAGAAAGAGGCCCGGCAGGGCCCGUCGGAGAGAGAGGGCAACCGGGACUGACAGGAGAAAAGGGCCCUCCAGGGUUGCCAGGAGGGAACGGAGAAACAGGGCCAAAAGGUGCACCAGGACCAGCAGGACUACCCGGAGUCAAUGGACUCAAUGGCGAUUUAGGUGAUAAAGGUGAACAAGGACCUGUGGGUCUUCCUGGUAUCCCCGGGAUCCCAGGAAAAACAGGAAACAAAGGUGAUCCUGGCCCCAGAGGAGAGAAAGGUGAACGUGGCUUCAGUGGUCUGAAAGGGGACCCGGGAGAAAGAGGAGAGCCUGGCCUGAAUGGGACUAAGGGCAGCACUGGGCGAGAGGGGCCCAUGGGUCCCCUGGGGAUGUCUGGGACAAAGGGUCAGAAAGGUGAACAAGGACUUACAGGCAACGGUUUACCGGGUGACAAAGGAGAGAAAGGUGAUGUGGGCGACCUUGGGCCUCUUGGUCUAAGAGGUGAGAAGGGCCCCCCAGGAGUGAAUGGAACUGGUGGUGAAAAGGGAGAGAGAGGAGGGCCAGGGCCUCCAGGAGGGAAGGGAGAUGUUGGGGCAAGAGGGCCCCCAGGACCUCUAGGCGGGAGGGGUAUGGCAGGGCUGAGGGGGGAGCGCGGGCCCAAAGGUGGACGUGGGCCUAGGGGCCCUAAAGGCCAACAAGGUGAGAGUGUGGAGCAGAUUCGCUCUGCCUUCAGUGUGGGUCUGUUCCCCAGCAGGUCCUUCCCCCCACCCGGUCUACCUGUGAAGUUUGAUAAGGUGUUCUACAAUGGGGAGGGGCACUGGGACCCGGCACUCAACAAGUUCAACGUCACCUACCCAGGGGUCUACUUAUUCAGUUACCACAUCACUGUGCGCAACCGGCCCCUGCGUGCUGCCCUUGUGGUUAAUGGGAUUCGGAAGCUGCGGACUCGGGACUCUCUGUACGGCCAAGACAUCGACCAGGCAUCUAACCUCGCACUGCUGGAGCUGAACAGAGGUGACCAGGUGUGGCUGGAGACGCUGAGGGACUGGAACGGGAUUUACUCCAGCACUGAAGAUGACAGCACUUUCUCCGGCUUCUUGCUUUACCCAGAAUCAAAGACCAAACCUAUUGCUGUAGAAAACCUGUGACUGCAACCUUUGACCUUUCAUGAGCUCUGACUGAAACUUCAAGUAGAUUCCUCACAGCCUUCAGCCUCCUGCACUGCUCUGUCAAACCAAUAUGAUUCAGCUGAUUCUGCUGCUUCAGUAUCUGCUGCUGUCGAGCUAAUCAAACCAAACCCUCUGCUUGCUCUGCUGUAUU
Paralichthys olivaceus (Japanese flounder) is the source of this 1675-nucleotide messenger RNA. RefSeq names its product otolin 1a (gene otol1a). Lineage: Eukaryota; Metazoa; Chordata; Actinopteri; Pleuronectiformes; Paralichthyidae. The record is from RefSeq and is a predicted model, not a curated record. Gene Ontology annotation, molecular function: protein binding.